AUGAAGUACUUGGAAUACACACCUUUCGACAGAAUAAAUGCUUUUCUAGAUCACCUCAACCUUGGAGAACGUACCCUUAAGGGAUGCAUUGAAGCUUACUCCUGUAAACAUACAGGCUCAGAUAAACGACUUUCUCUCAGUUUGGAAAAUGAGAUUCUUGAUUAUCUUGGUAACUCACCUGAUGCUGACUCACCAGCUGAGUAUCUUUCUAGUAGAUCCAGCCGAAAGAUGUUGAUCUAUCUGAUUCUGACAUUAUACCACAUGUAUCCAGACUAUGACUUCAGUGCAGUGAAAGCUCACCAGUUUUUCACAGAGGAAACCUGGGAUGGUUUCAAGCAAAUUUUUGACAGCUACAUGUCUGAUGCAUCUAAGGAAUGGAAAGAGGCAAAUGAAGAUGGGUCCCUUCUAGAAACCCUAUACAAAGCUCUAGACGAGGUAAUCAACCUUUCAGAAUGUGAAGUUUACAGCUAUGAUCCUAACUCAGAUGCUGACCCAUUCAUAGAAAAAGGAGCUCUGUGGUCAUACAAUUUCUUUUUCUACAAUAGGAAGCUCAAGCGGGUUGUGUGCUUUCAUUUCAGCAGUUUAAGCAAUUUGGUGAGUGAUGGAUUUGGGUUUGAUGGUUCAUACUAUGAGGAAGAUGGUGAGAUAUUUGAUGAUAUGGAUAUGUGAGGUGGAAAAUGAGUGUACAUAUACCAUGUUAAUAUUUGGUCUAGGAUUUUAAAUAUAUUGGUAGUGUGUACAAAAACAGUAGAACUGACUCGACUGUUUGUUGUUGGCUUACUUACUCGUAGGUUUUUAUAAAAAGUUCAACAUCUUGUUAUUGAACAAAUUUAAUAUGUUCCAUUUUUUAUUCUUGUGUUUAUGUAUGAUUCUUUUGAGUUGUGGUUUGA
Molecule: messenger RNA, 890 nt
Organism: Lactuca virosa
Lineage: Eukaryota; Viridiplantae; Streptophyta; Magnoliopsida; Asterales; Asteraceae
Source: the annotation of a GenBank genome assembly